Molecule: messenger RNA, 612 nt
Organism: Laetiporus sulphureus 93-53
Lineage: Eukaryota; Fungi; Basidiomycota; Agaricomycetes; Polyporales; Laetiporaceae
Exons: 3
Coding region: 1-612 (203 amino acids)
Biological process (GO): maturation of LSU-rRNA; maturation of 5.8S rRNA
Cellular component (GO): preribosome, large subunit precursor
Source: RefSeq, a predicted model, not a curated record
AUGAAAGAUUCUAAUUCACCAGCGUCAUCCGCGAGCGAAGCGGACGACUCGCCAGAUACAGAGGACGAGAUCGCAGAAGUGCGGCGGCCAAAGUCAAAGAAGACGUUAAAGCGCAAGAGGCGAGCCACGGAUGCGACGCAUUUCGGUGCAACUCUCCAGUCUCUACUGAAUACAGAUGCGCCAUCUAUCUUGCCUCUGUCACUCAAGCCAUCGAUUGCGAGAAAACGGAACAAUGAGAAACUCGAAAAGAAGGGGAAGAAGGUGCUACAAGUAGAGAGGAAGGAGAAGGAAGAGAAGGGCCGGAUUAGGGACGUAAUUGGCGGGUGGGGAGGGGAAAGCGAGCGAGCUCUCAGAAAGGUAGCCCAACGAGGAGUGGUGAAAUUAUUCAACGCUAUUCAACAAUCACAAGCUGCAUCAAAUGCUGUUGCCGGAGAAGCAAAAGCGCACAGAGGUUCCGGCAAGCCAACAUUACCUGCGCCAACUAUCGGCAAGCCUAUAGCAAAGAAGGGGAAACGGAAAGACAACCUUAUCGGCAGAGGGAAAGAGGCAAAUCUCGGUCAAGAUGAUUUCCUCGACAUAAUCCGGUCUGGAGGCACAGUAUCCAAAGCAUAG